AUGAACAAACGUUUUGCAACUUUCAGGAGUCGUCGCAGUAGAGUUUGGUACAGAAGUCGGGAGUUUCUGAUUGUGAUGGCGAUUUGUAUAGUGUCAUUGAUUGUGAGACUAUGGCGUAUCGGAUAUCCAAGUUCCGUUGUGUUUGAUGAAGUGCAUUUCGGUGGAUUUGCUUCAAAGUAUAUCAAAGGCCGCUUCUUUAUGGAUGUUCAUCCCCCACUAGCUAAAAUGCUUAUUGCUUUUACCGGAUGGCUCUUUGGGCUGGACCCUAGCUUCGACUUCAAGGAAAUCGGAUUAGACUAUCUUAAACCCAAGGUCCCAUAUGUGGCAAUGAGAAUGCUUUGCGGGCUCAUGGGCGUGGCUGUUGUACCUAUGGCAUUCUAUACGAUCAAGAAUUCUGGCCACUCAUUACAUGCAUCGAUCUUGGCAGCAGUUCUUGUCCUUUUUGAAAACGCUAUUACCACGCAAAGUCGACUUAUCUUACUGGAUUCCCCAUUGAUCUUCUUUACAGCAUUUACAGUCUUGGCUUGGACCAACUUUCAUAAUCAGCGAAAAUAUCCGUUUUCAGAUGAUUGGUUCAUUUGGCUUUUCCUUACAGGACUGGGACUUGGUCUUGCCGGCAGUGUAAAAUGGGUUGGAUUAUUUAUUAUCGCAACUAUUGGCACAUCGACUAUCAAUCAACUUUGGCUCCUUUGGGGGGAUUUGAGGGUCCCAAUCCGAACCUGGCUUGAUCACUUCCUUGCACGCGCUGUCUGUUUAAUCCUUGUACCUGUAAUUGUGUACAUGUUUAUGUUUGAGAUCCACUUUUUACUGCUUGCAUCUUCGGGAGACGGCGAUGGUUUCAUGAGCGCGCCAUUUCAGAUGACAUUAGGUUACUCUCUGAAAGAUUCGCCCUUGGCAGUAGCUUAUGGAGCCACGAUUACUAUUCGUCAUCAAGGCACGCAGGGGGGCUAUCUCCACUCCCAUCCAUCAAACUACGAGACAGGAAGCAAACAACAGCAAAUUACUCUAUAUCCACACAAGGACAAUAACAAUGAGUGGAUCAUUCAAAAACGAGAUGGAUCCGUUCCGGAUACUUUAGAAUAUGUAAAGCAUGGAGAUUAUGUUCGACUGUUGCAUGUUCCGACCAAAAAACGCCUGCACUCACAUGACCAAAAGCCACCUGUAACGGAAACUGAGAACCAUUUCGAGGUUAGCGGGUAUGGCCAUGAAGGCUUUGCUGGAGACUCAAAUGAUGAAUGGCGCUUGGAGAUUGUGGACUAUGACGGUAAGGACAAGGAAGCUAAGCAGACAAUGCAUACGUUGCGAUCGAAGUUCAAGUUAGUCCAUGCCAAUAUGGCCUGUGAUUUAUUUUCGCACCGAGUCAAGUUGCCGAAAUGGGCAUUUGAACAACAAGAAGUAACCUGUCUUCGAAGCGCUGUGCUUCCUAAAGCUACCUGGAUGGUCGAAUCGAAUGCAUAUAAUGAAUAUCCUGCUGGAGUGCCCAUGGUUAAUUAUAAACGUCCUGGGUUCUUUGGAAAGUUUUUCGAGCUAAACAAAGUCAUGUGGACAACCAACGCCGGCCUGACAGAUUCACAUCCUUAUGACUCUAGACCGUCAUCAUGGGUAUGGUUGAGGCGUGGUAUUAGUUUUUGGGGGAAAGAACGGAAGCACAUUUAUCUUAUUGGUAAUUGGUUCACUUGGUAUCUGUCUUCAUUCUCGAUUGUACUUUAUGCUGCUAUCCGCAUCUUGUUGGUUGUGCGCGAUAAGCGAGGCUACCGUGACAAUUUCCGAGGUCUCCGUGAAUACUACGAGCUCUCUGGAGGAUUUUUUUUCAUGGGAUGGUGCUAUCAUUAUAUACCAUUCUUCCUCAUGGGUCGCCAACUCUUUCUGCACCAUUACCUACCAGCGCUUUACUUUGCUAUUCUCAUGUUAUGUGUUACAUUUGAUCUAGUCUGUCGCUUCAUUCCUAAUCGGCACCGUCUUGCAGCAUUGAUCAUUGUCUCUUUAUCUGCAAUCAUGGUCUUUCGCGCUCGAGCCCCCUUGGCCUAUGGAUCCGAAUGGACACGGUCACAGUGUGAAGCAUCGAAGCUUCUCAAAACUUGGGAUUAUGAUUGCUACCAAUAUCCGGAAUCGUACUCAGAGUAUCGGACGACGGAAGCUGUAUAUAACCAAAAUAAGGCACAGACUGUGGAGACUUUAGUGCAGAAUAAGCCUCAUGACUUUUUGGAAAAUUUAUUUUCUCAUGCACCCUUGUCGUCUGUUACGUCUAUUCAAUCAUUGGAGUCAACCACAAAGCAACAAGCACAAAUAGUAGGCGAGCAAAAACAGGAACAACUCAAGGAAGCACUCAGUAUGGAUGACAAUGAAUUCAAGGAAAGAAAGAUACGGGGGACGGAUGCUGGGGUAGAUUUAGAGGCAGAUGUGCCAUUAAUAGAAGAGAAGGUCGGUGAGGAUGGUGACGAUGGUGAUGACGGUGAUGACGGUGUUAAUGAAGAGGAGGACGAUGUUGAAGAUGAACCUUUUUCAGAGCCUGAAGGUCAACUCGCGGGCGAGAGGGAAGCAGGUGGCGCUGUUGAAGCUCGAUCUCCAUAA
Molecule: messenger RNA, 2571 nt
Organism: Lobosporangium transversale
Lineage: Eukaryota; Fungi; Mortierellomycota; Mortierellomycetes; Mortierellales; Mortierellaceae
Product: Dolichyl-phosphate-mannose-protein mannosyltransferase-domain-containing protein
Exons: 6
Coding region: 1-2571 (856 amino acids)
Biological process (GO): protein O-linked glycosylation via mannose
Cellular component (GO): endoplasmic reticulum; membrane
Molecular function (GO): dolichyl-phosphate-mannose-protein mannosyltransferase activity
Source: RefSeq, a predicted model, not a curated record